UGAUGGAAAGUCUGCUGUGUGUGUAUGUGCAUCCAAAAUAACGACCCUUAUCCCACACCCCUCUCUGCUGUUAUAGUGUUAUCUUCAAUUCCUUUGUCAUUACCUUUGGGAAGUGUGCCCACGUAUAGUUAUCGCCUUUUCCAAGAUAUAUAUAUAUGUAGAGAGAGAGAGAGAGAGUGUAUGAGAGAGAUACAAAUAUAUAUUGAAUAUUUUACAGUUCUAGUUUCUGAAUUUUGAGUUUCUUUGGUGUUUCUGUAUUUAUUGUGUUCAUUUCACAUUCCCAUUGGGAAUCAGGAGGAGUAGAAGAGAUAGGAGUUUGAUUAUUGCAGUUGACGUGCAGAAAAGAGAGAGAAAAUAUAGUUUUUUAAGAAGUGAAGAGCUGAAUGGAAUCGAGGGCCGAGCGGCGGCUGAGAUUGAUUCAAGCGCAUCUGAUUCCCGACGCUGAUGAUUCGUCGUCGCGGGUUUCAGCGAACCUUACCGCCGGUGAAUAUUUUCACGGUGAAAGAUAUAGUGUAGUUCUCCCUGAGAAACUGCAAACAGGAAAAUGGAAUGUGUACAGAUCAGCACGUUCUCCUAUGAAGCUUGUCAACAGAUAUCCAGAGCAUCCAGAGAUUGGCACAUUGCAUGAUAAUUUUGUACAUGCAUUAGAAAACUUCCGAGAUUACAAGUACUUGGGUACGCGUAUACGGAUAGAUGGGACUGUUGGAGAAUACAAAUGGAUGACGUAUGGAGAGGCAGGAACAGCUCGGUCAGCAAUAGGUUCAGGACUUCGCCAUCAUGGAUUACAAUCAGGAGCUUGUGUUGGACUUUAUUUUAUCAACAGACCAGAAUGGAUGAUCGUGGAUCAUGCUUGCUCAGCAUAUUCGUACAUAUCAGUCCCUUUAUACGAUACCCUUGGUCCUGAUGCUGUUAAGUAUAUUGUGAAUCAUGCUGAUGUACAGGCCAUUUUUUGUGUGCCAAGUACCUUGAACACUCUACUAACCUUCCUGUCCGAGAUUCCUUCUGUACGUGUAAUAGUGGUAGUGGGAGGGAUAGACGAACAUCUCCCAUCUCUACCGUCUACUUCGGGAGUCAAGCUUUUAUCAUACACGAGGUUACUUAGUCAGGGUCGCAGUAAUAUGCUCCCAUUUUGCCCUCCCAAACCUGAAGAUAUAGCCACUAUAUGCUAUACAAGUGGUACUACUGGGACACCGAAGGGAGUUGUAUUAUCACAUGGAAACUUGAUAGCAAGUAUCGCUGGCAUGACCCUUGCAGUCAAAUUUUAUUCCUCAGACAUUUACAUUUCCUAUCUUCCCCUGGCACACAUCUAUGAACGGGCUAAUCAAAUUAUUGCCGCAUACUAUGGUGUUGCUGUUGGUUUCUACCAGGGGGAUAACAUGAAAUUGAUGGAUGACUUAGCUGCUCUGAGACCGACAAUCUUUUCCAGUGUUCCUCGUCUAUAUAACAGAAUAUAUGCUGGGAUAACUAAUGCCGUAAAAACUUCUGGUGUUCUUAAGGAGAGGUUAUUUAAUGCAGCCUACAAUUCCAAGAAGCAAGCUGUUUUAAGUGGUCGAAAACCAUCGCCAAUGUGGGAUAGGUUGGUUUUCAAUAAAAUAAAGGACAAACUUGGAGGCCGAGUUCGUUACAUGACUUCAGGUGCUUCACCAUUGUCUCCUGAUGUGAUGGAGUUUUUGAGGGUGUGUUUUGGCUGUGAUGUUAUUGAAGGUUAUGGUAUGACAGAGACUUCUUGCGUCAUUAGUUCUAUGGAUGAGGGUGACUACUUAACUGGUCAUGUUGGUUCUCCCAAUCCUGCAUGUGAAAUAAAGCUUGUUGACGUCCCUGAGAUGAAUUACACUUCAGAGGAUCGACCUCAUCCUCGUGGGGAGAUCUGUGUCAGAGGACCCAUCGUUUUCCAAGGCUAUUUCAAAGAUGAAGUCCAGACGCGAGAAGUAAUAGAUAGUGAAGGAUGGUUGCACACAGGAGAUAUUGGGUUAUGGCUACCUGGAGGCCGCCUGAAAAUUAUUGAUAGGAAAAAGAACAUUUUUAAGUUGGCCCAGGGUGAAUACAUAGCACCAGAGAAAAUUGAGAAUGUCUAUGCAAAGUGUAAAUUUGUUGCACAGUGCUUUGUGUAUGGUGAUAGCUUGAAUUCAUGUUUAGUUGCCGUAGUCUGUGUGGAGCCAGAUGCAUUAAGGGAGUGGGCAGCCUCAGAAGGUAUCGAGUAUGAAGAUUUGGGAAAACUGUGUGCUGAUCCAAGAGCCAGGGCUGCUGUUCUUGCUGAGAUGGAUGCUAUUGGAAAGGAAGCUCAGUUGAGAGGUUUCGAAUUUGCUAAAUCUGUAACAUUGGUGCCUGAGCCGUUCACCGUGGAGAAUGGUCUGUUAACUCCAACAUUUAAGAUCAAGAGGCCUCAAGCAAAGGCCUAUUUUGCCCAAGCAAUAUCCAGUAUGUACACUGAGCUUUCAACUUCUGAUCCCACGCCACAAAAGAUGUUGUGAUGGAGACUCUCUUACAUAAAUCUCCACAGCUUGUGUGUCCUCAUACAUCAAUAAAGGAGAGGCCAAUUAUUCCAGAUGUUCAUCUUACUGAAUGCUGUGUACAACGCCAGUAUCAGCAUUUUUGUUUCGUUAUUAUUGGAUUAGCUGCUUUACGGU
Messenger RNA from Sesamum indicum (sesame), 2627 nucleotides. RefSeq names its product long chain acyl-CoA synthetase 6, peroxisomal. Gene Ontology annotation, cellular component: endoplasmic reticulum; membrane. NCBI's taxonomy places the organism in Eukaryota, Viridiplantae, Streptophyta, Magnoliopsida, Lamiales, Pedaliaceae. Gene Ontology annotation, molecular function: long-chain fatty acid-CoA ligase activity. Gene Ontology annotation, biological process: fatty acid metabolic process. The record is from RefSeq and is a predicted model, not a curated record.